Topomyia yanbarensis is the source of this 8901-nucleotide messenger RNA. RefSeq names its product gamma-glutamyl hydrolase-like. The coding region runs from base 221 to 1330 and encodes 369 amino acids. Gene Ontology annotation, biological process: tetrahydrofolylpolyglutamate metabolic process. The transcript has 4 exons. NCBI's taxonomy places the organism in Eukaryota, Metazoa, Arthropoda, Insecta, Diptera, Culicidae. Gene Ontology annotation, molecular function: gamma-glutamyl-peptidase activity. The record is from RefSeq and is a predicted model, not a curated record. Gene Ontology annotation, cellular component: vacuole.
GCUCAGUAUUGUGUGGGCAGUCGUCCAAGCCAAUUCGUAGCGCAACGGGGUGUCGUUUAUUUUAAUUCGAAUCAUUCGCGAUUUGCUCGCACAUUUCAAAUGUGAACAACCUUCCGAACGGUGACAAAGUGUUUCACUAUAUCAUACAAUAUUCUGUUCUGGUUCACUACGUUUUACACCUUUGCAACGUUAGAUAAAACUAAGCAUAUCAGUGCGGAAAAUGUUUGUGUUUAGUUUUACAGUGGUGGCCCUUCUUGGAAUCAUAGUGAUAGUGGAAAGUGCAACCGUAAUCAACUCUGGGGAACGGUCGCCAAUAUUUCAGCUGAACGAUGAACCCGUGAUUGGCGUGCUGGCUCAGGAGAUGUCCUACUCACUGGCCGCCAAGUACGAAGAAGAUUACGAAAGCUAUAUUGCUGCAUCAUACGUGAAGUUUGUCGAAGGAGCCGGGGCACGCGUUGUGCCGAUCUGGAUCAACAAACCGCGUACCUACUACGAAACCAUCCUAUCAAAUUUGAACGGCGUCCUACUGCCGGGAGGUGCCACUUGGUUUAACGUAUCGAACGGAUACGCCGAUGCUGGGCAUCACAUCUACGAUAUAGCGAACCGAUUGAAUGACCAGGGCAGCUAUUUUCCAAUCUGGGGUACCUGUCUAGGUUUCGAGCUUCUAACAUAUUUAGCUGCCAAUGGACAGGAACAUCGAGCGGCCUGUAGUUCCAACAAUCAAGGGUUACCGCUGGAUUUUAAGGAAGAUUUUAGAAAGAGUCGUCUGUUCGGGCAAACCCCCGAUGAUAUUAUCGAGAUAUUGGCUAACGAGCCGGUAACGUCCAAUUUCCACCAGUAUUGUAUCACCGAGAAGAACUUUACGGCGUACCAGUUGGAUCGUGAAUGGACAGUGAUGUCCACCAAUAGGGACUGGAAUGGAUUGGAAUUUAUUUCCUCAAUAGAACAUAAAACGUUACCAUUCUACGGCACACAGUUUCAUCCGGAGAAGAACAUUUACGAAUGGGUUCGCAACAAGAACAUUUCGCACACUUCAAACGCUAUCAAAGCUACCCAGUAUUUUGCGGAUUUUUUUGUCAACGAAACUCGCAAAAACGAUCAUCAGUUCAGCAGUCAGGAUGACAUCGAUCGACACGUGAUCUACAACUUUCCGGUUUUCUUUACCGGGUUGAAAAAGUCUGCGUUUGAGCAGUGCUACUUGUUUGAAGGUAACGUAGAUUAUUUGGACAAAGUUCCUCCGGUAUAUCCAAACCACCCGGAUGACGACGGGUCAGAAUCGGCUGGGCAUGGGAAAAAUUUCGCUACGUCAGAAACUAAUGUGAUAAUAUAGUACGUGAUACUUCCACUAGUUAAAACCUAAAAUGCGCAAAGGGUUGGAGUUACGAGCAAUGAAAGUACGGAUCCAAACGGAGAAGAUUGCAAGGAUAAACAGUUUCGAUGUUUGAACGACAAACACUGAUAAUAUAUAUUAUGCACAAAUCCUUCGAUACAUAAACUACACCAAUAAACUGAUUUGCAACCUCGCAUAUUUCACUGUCUAUACCACCCAUGGAAACCAUUUGCCUUCAUAUAUUAUCAUCAUUCGUCUUCAUAUAUUAUCAUCACAACUCUAAGCGUACCUACAAAAUUUUUUGAAGGCAAUGCACUAGAACUUUUUGGUUAAAAGGUAUUGUAAUGGAUAUUGUGAAAGCAGUUAUUAUCUGCACCAUGAUUAGUCCGUACAAUUCGAUUACAAGCGAGCCAAACUGGCACCACCUCUGACGAUGGAAGCAAACUGUUUUUGUUUUAAGGGCUGGUCCCUUUGGCUUCAAACGUAGACUGAACCAAAUACAAAACCGGGGGUCGUAUGCGAGUACGGCAUCAAUCGUGUGUUACAGUCGUGCUAGCUACACCAGUACGUCUUGUCGGCUGCAUCCAACGUUUGCUGAGAAAGAGUCACUAUGCCGAGCACCAAAGUAUUUGGAGCUACCCGUAAACGCUGGCCGUGAUAACAAGUAGACCAGGAUCAUCCCCCAUCAUCUGCAGCUGAACAAAUUUCUCUUCGGCAUGACUUAUUUCCCAAAAUGUUUCCUAGUAUCCAAGCCAUUCUGCCGCCAAAGAAGACCGAAAAGAAACUGAAGAAAUCGACUACCCCCGGAGCGAAGAAAAACGCUGGUGGUGACGGUGAGAAGGCCAUAAAGCCAAAGGCUGCCGCUAAGAAACCGGUAGCGAAGAAUGGGAAAAUUAUAAUAAAAAAAUCAAACCGCAAUCCUGGCUGAUAAUUAUCGCUUAUGAUUUUUUCGAAAAUUCUCACUGCCGAUAAAAUCAUGCCGUGAUCAGUCUCUUAACUAUCAAAGGAUCAUCUCAUAAAAAUCACUACCGAUUUUUUCUUGCCCUCUAGGGACCAUUCAUAAAUUACGUAACGCAAAAAUUGCCCAAAAUUGACUCCCCCUCCCCCUAUGUAACAAAUUGUCACAAAUUUUUCCAUCCCCCCUCCCCUGUUACGUAACAAAUUCCAAGGAAUUUUUUUUUAUUCGAUGAAAACAUGUUACGUAACGAUCUAGUUAACACCCCCUCCCCCCUAUGUCACAACUUGUCGUACCCCCUCCCCCCCUAAAAGCGUUACGUAAUUUAUGAAUGGUCCCCUAUCAGUAGUGAUUUUGAUCCUAGGGGCAAAUCACUUGUGAUGCAUUUUUAAAAAUCAGCUAAAUUAAAAUGCAUUUCUUUCCAUCAAAAUAAAAAUUCUUAAUGUAUUUUGCGUUGCGUGUAAGACGUCAAAACCCUACAAAAAACUAGUCCUACAUUCAACAAAACGUCGAACAAAGUGAAUCAGCAUAGGACGUUUGUCAAACAAACUUUUCUACGAGGGAGCGCAAAGUUGAUGCAAAAAUGGAAAUUACAUGCAUUUUUUUCUAAUUUGAUGCAAAUUUGUUAUACAUUUCUAGAGUGAUCUACCCCUAGUUUUGAUCUGUGGUUGAAUUUGAUAAUUGAGAGGGUGAUCACGGCAUGAUUCUAACUAUAGCGAACAAUUCGAAAAAAAAUCACAAGUUUGAAUUAUCAGCCAUGAUUGCGGUUUGAUUUAAUUCUUGGAUCAAUGAUCAUUAUCUAUUUUCGUACAUUAUGGAUAUGUUAGGGGUGUCAACGAGCCAAACUAUUUUUUUUUUUGAACAUUUUGGGAAAGUGUUUUAUAUUGUAGGGCAAGUUGAAUGCUGUUGAAAAUCAAAAGUUUUGGGCAUUUUUAAUGCACAGAGGGAUCCUCCAAUGGUCAAAAUGGAAUUUUUUGAACUUGGGAAAGUGUUUUAUAUUGAAGGACAAGUUGACGGCUGUUGAGAAUCAAUAGAUUUGGAUAUUUUCAAUGCAGGGGGUUCGCCGAUGCGUCAAAACGGAUUUUAACUUCUUGGGAAAGUGUUUUAUAUUGAAGGCCAAAUUAUUGGGAGUUGAAAGUCAAUAGUUUUGGACAUUUUCAAUGUACAGGGGGGGACCGCCGAUGUGUAAAAUGGCAUUUUUUCAACUUUUUGGGAAAGCGUUUUAUAUUAAAAGACAAGUUGAUGGCAGCUGAAAAACAACAUGAACAUUUUCAAUGCACAGGAGACUCCGUCGAUGUAUCAAAAUGAGAAUGUUUUCAACUUUUUGGGAAAGUGUUUUAUAGUGAAGGGCAAAUUGUUGGCAGCUGAUCAAUCAACUGUUGACAUUUUAAAUGAUUACAAAUAUUUAACAGUAGGGGCUUUUGAUACAUGUUUAAGUAAAGGAGACCGACCUCGAUCCAAGGGGAGAGUCGCUUAGAACAAUGUGCCAUACACACUGUAUCACUUACGGUAACACGAUAUGAGAUUACGAUUCACAGUAAUACACGAUCAUUUCACUCUUUACCACAAUGUGUGGCACACUGAGGCACACUUCUGAUAACUCAAAAAUUGUCAACAAAGUGUAGUUAAAUAAUCAUAGCAACCAUUGCUUUAGUUUUACUGAACACCAUGGCACAUCGUGGCACAUUGCGGCACAAGCCACUACGCUGUUUGUAUGUGAGCAUAAUUCGAUUUGUGCUAAGUGACUAUGUCCUUGCCUCGAACACAUUUUCAAUGUAGAUUUGUUUUUAAACAAUAUGAUUUUUUCCCUAUGUGAAGGGCGAGGUUCUAUAAUUGGCAAAAUAGUAAAUCCUUUCUGGAGCAUAUUUUUCUUGUCUUAGAGAUGCAAAAUAAGCAAAAACCAAAAAAUGUUUUUUUUUUAUUUGGCACUGGAAGACCCACUUAAGGGAAUUUUUACGAAAUAAUCAAAAAGGAUUACAAGGCUAUGUCAGGGAAUGAUAGAACAUUUUAAUAGCUUCAAUUUAUUUAAAAGAAAGAAAAAAUAUGUCUCGAUUUUGUGAAAAUCCCCAUUUUAUCAGACUAAAAUAAACCAAGGGGGUGAAAAAUGGGUUUUCACUGUAUUAUUUAUAUUGGUAACGUGUUAAAGGUAUAUAUCAGUUUUAUAUAAAUAUUUGCGCAAGAUUUGUAAGACAAACUUUGUAAUAAGAUGUGUCUUUUGCAAUACAGCUGAAAAUCAAUUACCCUGGCUUUGAUUUUCCGGGGUAAAUGAUUCGAUUAUUCGUAUACUAGAAAAAAGAAAGUAAAUAAGCUGGGGGUCAUCAGUUUCUUGGCUCCAGUUUAAUUUACGUGGUGGUGUCACAUAUCAAAGCUAAAGUUUCUUUUAACUUUCAUUCAAGUUAGAAGAGUGAGCGCUGUGCUUCCACAAAGAGAUCUUUGUUCUUGUCCUUAUAGCAUCAUUGCGUUGACCAAUGUCUUACCGGAUUGUCAGGUGGUCAUAAUGCAUGUAGUCUUCGCAAACUCUCCGACCCAUGUUUACCACACAGUAAGCAUUUUCAUAAAUAUUAUGGAAAUGCAGUUACACUAACAUAUUUACAGAACUAUUUAGAUGAAUAAAAUAUGCAAAUAUUGGAUAAGAAGUACUGCUGGCUGAGGGCUACAUAACCUAGCAUUCAACUUUGCUUGAUCUACCCGAGAAUUAAAAUCGCCCCCAGUGGCUACCGAAUGUGGUUAACCUUUUCUUGAACAACUUUUUUAUACCGCAUAUAAGCUUAAAAUACUAUUUGUCUUUAGAACUGUUGGCGUCAUGAAACGCGGAAAACCUGUUUUAAGGGGUUACAUAUGUUGAGUUCGGCCCAAAAACAUGAAUUUUAAUUCUUCUAUCUUAAAUUUUAGGUUCUUCUGAAUUUUUUAUAGAGAUCAGAGUAGUAGACGCAAAGUUAAAGCGUUUUUCAUCUUGCUCCCUUACGGAGGCGUGGUUUAUAUUUGCAACUUUGAACGCGAUUAUCUCGAAAUCAUUUUUGCCAAAAACGUCCUUGCGAUGACUACGAUUGCCGAAAAAGUUUUCAACCGAUUUAAAGACUUUUUUAAAAUUGUCCUUGAUUUAACUGCCGUGUCCUUAAACGAUUCCAUGCUUCCGUCAAAAUUUUUGUAUCAAUGUUAUAAUUUUUUUAAUAAUUUUUUCAAGUGAAAAUAGUGUUUUAGGAAAAUCGUCCCCGUUUCCAAAAAAAAAUGUCUCAAUUAAUCGUUCAACGACACCACAGGUACCUAUGCUAAUGAAUUUUGUUUAGUUUUAUGCUUUCAGUUUAGCUGUUGGACUGAAAUCGUAGUCACGACAAAAUUCUUUGAAAAAACGCGUUUUGCGGAAAUUGCUGUAAAACGAGGUUGUUUAGCAACAACAUGGACUUGAAGAGGUUAAAUAUUCCAUUAGAAUUUUGAGCAUGAUUCAAUUGAAAUCAUAGGCUACAUAACGUCAAAAUUUCAUCACAAUGUUGAAGGGGAUAAUGCAAGAAGAGCUAUAUUGUUUUAAAUUUCACUGAAACUCUGAACAGGAUAUUCAUCAGAAUUUUACACAGGAUUUCAUUGAAAAUAUGAACAUGAUUUUAUCGACUAACAGUUGCUUGAAUAAAUCAUAAUCUUCAGUAGAAUUCUAUCUUGAGAAGGAUUCUACCAGACUUCUGAGAAGCUUUUCUCUAGAAUCCUGCAUCAAAAUUCAGAGCAAGAAAACGUAGAAAUACGGAUAAGGAUUCGAUCGAAAUUAUGAGUUAGAUUCCAUUGGAAUCCGAUCAGAAUACUGAAAAGCAUCCAAACAGAAUCCUGAUAAGCAUGUCAUAAAUAUCCCAAGAGAGUGCCUGAAACCGGUCGAGCAAAGUCGGUUUACUGAUAUUUUAUGUGUCAUAAAUGCUUGCAAUAUCCAAUACAUGUAUUGCAAGAAAAAAGAGCUUUAAGUUUUGAAAAUGAUGCAUAUUUGGCAACACUGCCCUUUAAAACUAGUUUUUUUUCAACAAUUUCCAUCUCCAAGCAUCUCACCGAUUUAUUCUAGUGCAAACAGUGCCGAGAUAUAAACAGAAUAUAAACAGAAAAAAAAAACAAUUUUUUCAACAAUUUGGAGUGUUCACAUGGAUUGAGGGGUGGUUCAAUCGACACAAUUAUUUGGGAUAUUAUAUAUUGGUUCUAGAUUAAUUUUUUCAAAAUUAGUUCUAACUCGCGAAGGCCGAUUCAAGUUUCGUUUUUUUGUCAUUUUGCGCGGAAUAAUCCAUAUACAGCGAAGACCCGUUUUAUCAGCCCCUUUGUUUAUUUUUGACUGACAAAAUUAGGACAUAUUUUUUUCUCUCUUUUUUUAACCCAUUAUAAUCCGGGGGUUUCAAAAAGUGAGCCAAAUGCAGUGAUAUCUUCAAUUCCACCAAAAAUGUAUCAAAGAUUAUGGGAAAAAAUAAAAUCACCGCUUAAAAUGGUUUUGAGAAUGAAAAUAUCUCGUGCAAAAAAUUUCGUACGCUUAAAUAAAAACAACAAAUUUUAAGCUGUUUUACAUAGUUUUUCGGAUUUUCUGAUAGACAACACUUCUUUUACACCUUUAGGAACGUUAUGUCACAUAAUGGAAUUAUUAGCACGAAUUCCAACAAUAAAAUUCAAUUAAAUGUAUUGCUUACUUUUCAGCCGCCAUUUGCCCCAACUAUACACGGUUCAAAAAUAUAAACAAAAUUAUAAAAAAUGGCAGUUGUCUUGUUUCACAAUGAAAUAUGAGGUGCAAUGAUCCCAUUAGUGCAAUAAUAAAACAGUUAGAUGCCAAAAUUCUGCAGUAAAUACGCGUUAAACGAUGGUUAGUUAUGCGUAUGAAAUUUCAUACGCUAGGAUAUAAUGGGUUAAUAGACCGAAGUGGUCAAAAUAUUGUUAAUAGUCCCUAGACGUAGCCACAGAACCCUUUCUGAUUAUUUGGCAUAAAUUUCCAUUAGGGGGGUAUUACAUUGUAGAGUUUUAAAUAUUUUUUUUUCAUAUUUUGCACGUUUAGGGCAAGAAAAAUAUGCCCCAAAAAGGAUUUACACGAAUUUGACUUGGUUCGUCUGCUAGAGCUCAUCACACAUAUGUCAAUAUGAUGCUGACAAAAUCGGGUUAAAAAGCUGAUAAAAUCGGGGAUGACGAAAUCGAGUGAAAAAACUGAUAAAACCGGGGGUUGACAAAAUCGGGAGCUGAUAAAAUCUGGUCUUCACUGUAUUAACUUUUCUAAGUAAUACAUUGAACAAUUUUGAAUUGCUCGAAAAAUAAAAAAUAAUGAAUAAUGCAAUCUUCAGCUUUAAAUUAUUGUAGACACACAAAAGACCCGAUUUUAUCAUCCCCCGAUUUUUUUACCCCCAAUUUUGUCAGCUUUGACCCGAUUUUGUCAGCCUCAUAUUCAUAAAAAAAAAAGAAAUAAACAAAACACUUCCAAAAAAUUGAAAAUAAAUCCAUUUUUCCACAUCGGCGGACCCCUCUGUGCAUUGAAGGCGACAACCCUAAGCCAAAAAAGGCGCCGCACCUGCCAAAAAGCUGCCCGAAGAUCACUAUUACUAAUUAACGGAUUUUCCUCUCAUCGCCGAACACGUGCUUUUGGCUCCAAUAUAUAAGGUAAUGUCAGAGAUACAACCGGAGUGAAGUAGAAUACACUUUGGGCUGUUAAUACGAAUGCUGGAAGUUUUACUAAAUGUACUAAACUGAUUAAAGGUUUAAUUAAUUAAAGGUUUAAUUUGACCAGUAUUUCGGUAUUUCUAAUAAAAAACCGAAAUAACGGCACACGUAUAUCGAAUGUUCUGCUGUUGCCUUUAAGCGGAAUCCCAAUGCUUCGGCCAGGAAUGUGGCCAAAAGAUUAAACUCCAAGUCUUUCGUUCAGACAGCCAAGGACCGGGAAGGACUCCAUACGUACAAAGUGCAGAAGGCUCCAAAUCGUGACGAACGGCAAAAUGCGGUGGGAAAGUCACGGGCCUGGAAACUGUACACCCAGAUGCUGACGAAGCUUCAUUGGCUCAUCAUGGAUGAUUAGAUUUACGUCAAGUGGGACUUCCGGCAAAUUCCUACUUCGCCGCCCAGUACAAGUUUGAUGUGCCGGAGGAAGUAAGGAAGCAGAAACUGUCAGUUUGCCAAUAAAUACAGGAUUUGGUAUGUGACAAACGGAGUGCGUCGUUCGUGACUACCGGGACUGUAAACGGGGAGAUCUACUUUAAGGAGUGUCUACAGAAGGGUCUGCUUCCUCUGUUGAAGCAAUACGAAGGACCUACUACUGGCCGGAUCAAGCUUCGUGCCACUAUUCAAAUGUUGUCCUGGACUGGUACGAAGCCAACAGGGUCACUUUCGUACCCAAGAACAUGAACAUGAACCACCAUGUAGUCACCUUGUUCCGUAGCAAACAGACGAACGAGCUGUACCAAGUACACAAGCAUGCUGAAAUUGGAACACUCAUUGAAGACGGAAGCCUGCAUUGGGUGUCGAUUAAUUAUUGCUACUUUUGCAUGCUUAUAUCUAAGAACUUACCAGUCAUAAGAUUAAUUUUUCUGUUGGAUUUCUUGAUAUUUUUGCUACGACUUUUGAGCACUUCGCGUUUCAAAACAAUUGGCUUUCAGGCUAUCAACAACGCAAUAAUUUGAUUUAU